CCGAGCACAGACUCACUGUGUUAUAGGUUGGUUCUCAGUCGUUUCGGGAACGUGUGACACGACGGCCCGACAUUUCCUUUUGGGGAGUGACCUAACGCCUGAUGCUGAAAUGUGAAGUUCUGAGCGGCUGCGCCCGCCCCACAUUUGGAAGGUGGCGGCUGUGAGCACGCGCCGCGCGGCGCACGUGGGGCGGCGCUCUGGCGGCUGAUUUUCAGAAUGGCUGUGGCUCCACAAGCACCAGGGAGGGGCUCUGUUAGGAAGACAAGACCUUUAACUGUAAAGACAUCGCUGAACAACCCAUAUGCUAUCUGCUGGAGUGCUCUGGAAAGAGAGGAUAUGCACUUCAUUUUACAGACCCUCGAAGACAGAUUUAAAGCAAUUGGACUUCAGAAGAUUGAGGAUAAGAAGAAAAAGAAAAAGCAGUCUUUUUUAAAAAAACAAAGCAGAGACAUGGUUAGCAGAGAUGAUACUAAUGAGGAUCUGAAAGAAAAAAAGCCAGAAGAUAACCAGAAGGCAUCUGGGUGGAAUCCUGUCCAUGUCAGGAAGCAGCUGGCCAUCGGUGUUAAUGAGGUCACCAGGGCUCUGGAAAGGAACGAGCUGCUCUUAGUGCUGGUGUGUAAGUCAGUUAAGCCUGCACUCAUCACUGCACACCUGAUCCAGUUAAGUGUAAGCAGAACUGUCCCUGCUGGGCAGGUUCCUCGGCUCAGUGAGAGAAUCGCACCUGUCAUUGGCUUGAAAUGUGUCCUGGCCUUGGGCUUCAAAAAGAACAACACUGACUUUGUUGAUGAGGUAAAAGCUAUUAUUCCCAGAAUACCCCACUUGAUUGUACCAUGGCUUCAAGACAGACUUGAAGACUCCAGCAAAGAUUUACAGACUGAACCUCUGGAAAGCCAAGACAAAGAAAUUAUGGAAACUUCCUUUGAAGAACUCUCGAAACCUAAGAGAAAAUUUCUUGAAGGUCAGCUGGCUGUAGUGUUACAGCCCCUUAAAAUAAAGAAAUUGAUUCCAAACCCCAAUAAGAUAAGGAAACCACCCAAAAGUAAAAAGUCUACUUCAAAGUAAUCUUUUAUAAACAUAUCCUUUCAAACAGUUGUAAAGUGACAACUCAUAAAGAUGACUAGCUAAUUAAAUGAGUUAACGUUUACUUA
Condylura cristata (star-nosed mole) is the source of this 1148-nucleotide messenger RNA. RefSeq names its product ribonuclease P/MRP 38kDa subunit (gene RPP38). The record is from RefSeq and is a predicted model, not a curated record. The transcript has 2 exons. Gene Ontology annotation, cellular component: fibrillar center; nucleolar ribonuclease P complex; ribonuclease MRP complex. Gene Ontology annotation, molecular function: ribonuclease P RNA binding; ribonuclease P activity. Gene Ontology annotation, biological process: tRNA 5'-leader removal. NCBI's taxonomy places the organism in Eukaryota, Metazoa, Chordata, Mammalia, Eulipotyphla, Talpidae. The coding region runs from base 217 to 1062 and encodes 281 amino acids.